UUACACGCGGCCAUAUCUCUUUUAUUUAUUUUAAAGUUCACGUUGUGCCGAUGUUGUCGCCUCUAUUCAAACAGUCAUGGGUUGUGCUGGGUGUGCUGCUGAACAUGCUGGGCCAGGGCAUGCUGGUGGGGUAUACCUCGGUGCUGCUGCCGCCGCUGCAGGCUCCAGGCGCAGAGAUCAAGGUUGAUAUAUACUCCGCAUCGAUAAUUGCUUCAAUGAUUGGCGCCGUCGGCAUGUUUGGAUUUUUCACGUCUGCCAUUCUGAUGGAUUUGUGUGGCAGAAAAUUCGUGCACGGUCUGGUGGCCGUGCCGGGCAUCGUCGGUUGGCUCUGCAUCUACUACGCUGACAGCGUCACGUUGCUGAUCGUCGGAAGGGCAUUCGGAGGAUUUGCAGCAGGGGCGACCGUCUCCCUAGGAGCCAUAGUAAUCGGAGAAUAUACAAGCCCGAAAAACAGAGGAAUGUUUCUGAAUCUCAAAACAGCCGCCGUCUGUUUGGGCAACUUGGUCGUCCACGUCCUCGGCCAUUUCUACCAGUGGAGAACCGUAGCUGUGCUGUCGGUAUGGCCGCUCGCCGCUUCGCUCCUCAACGUCUGCACCUGGCCAGAGAGUCCCGCGUGGUUGGUGUCGAAAAGUAAAUACAAGGAAAGUGAAAAAUCCUUCUACUGGUUGAACGGGAGAAACGAGGAGUCAGUGAAUGAAAUUGAAAACUUACUGACAGCGCAGAAGGAAAGGAUGGCUAAUGAUUUUAAAAAUGUUAGUUUUGGGGGCAAACUCGUUCAGAUCCUGAAGAAAUUUACAAGGAAAGACUUUCUGAAACCGGUUAUGAUAAUAUUCUUCGCGUGUAUCUGUCUGGAAGCUUGCGGCAGACACGUCUUUCCAGCUUUUGCUUCACAAAUAAUCGGAGAAGUCACCGGUAGUAAGAGCCAUAAAUUCUACUAUACUUUAGGAAUAGAUAGUAUCAUAACAGCGAGCGCUAUUUUCUCCUCUGUUCUGGUGAAAUUGAUGAAGAGACGCACGCUGCUGUUUGCCACAGGUUUCUUAUCUUUAAUUGUUCUGUACUGCAUAUGUGGCUAUAUGUAUUUAGUGAGUGUUGACAUAUUGUCGAGCGAAAGGACUUAUAUUCCUAUGGUGUUAUUCGUCGUGUACUUCAUCCUGUCUAAUUUGGGAUGUACCCCCAUACCGAUGGCCCUACUGGGUGAGAUCUUUCCCCUGGCUCAUCGGGGAGUGGGAUCCAGCGUCGCAGGAUUCAUAUUCUCGAUGUGCGUAACUCUGGCCAUGAAAGUGACACCGUAUCUCCUGGUCCACAUAAAAGUACACGGUACCUUUGCGUUCUUUGGCACGAUUUUGGGUCUCAGUUUAGCAGUGUUAUGGUUCAUAUUGCCCGAGACGAAGGACAGAACGUUGCAAGAGAUAGAAGACUACAUAUACAAUGGAGAGUUCAAGCAAAUAGUCGACAAAGAAGCUAACGUGACAAUGAUACCGCCACAGAAAAAUUAUGAUGUUUGAUGAAAUAAAAGAGAUCUGUCUUAAGCCGUUAAAACAAGGAAAACGUCGGCCGAAGAUGAAUUGCUUAUAGGAAAUGUGUAUUCUAAGAACAAUUUGAGUCUAAAAUUGUAUCCGAAGUCGUCGAUAAGCAUGAAAUGAAGGUCAAAAAUCACAAAAUCGUGUAUUUCAAGUUUUUAACGAAAUGGAAAAUUUUAUUGUAUAGUGGCCUAGUUAAUAUCAUCAUUAUGUGGAUCAUUCUAUGAAAUGAUCCAGAAAUAUUUAUAGCCUUGAUGAAAAUUUAAUUUUAAUUUUAGGCUAAUUCAAAGUCAAAAGUCUUCAGUU
Aricia agestis (brown argus) is the source of this 1826-nucleotide messenger RNA. Its product is annotated as facilitated trehalose transporter Tret1-like. Bases 51 to 1505 code for a protein of 484 amino acids. Gene Ontology annotation, biological process: transmembrane transport. Gene Ontology annotation, molecular function: transmembrane transporter activity. The transcript is spliced from 3 exons. Gene Ontology annotation, cellular component: membrane. Lineage: Eukaryota; Metazoa; Arthropoda; Insecta; Lepidoptera; Lycaenidae. The record is from RefSeq and is a predicted model, not a curated record.